Molecule: messenger RNA, 1583 nt
Organism: Paramecium sonneborni
Lineage: Eukaryota; Ciliophora; Oligohymenophorea; Peniculida; Parameciidae
Source: the annotation of a GenBank genome assembly
UAAUAAUCACAUGAGUAGAAGUAUAAUUAUUUUGUAAAUAAGAAAAGAGAGUUUCUUGGUUUUUUGAAAAUUAAGCUGAACCAAAAGAAGAAUAAAAUUAAUCUUCUUAACAAUUAAACACUAUUGAGGAUCAAAAAUAAGAUUAAAAAAAUCCAUCCUUUCAUCCAAUAUAGGGAAAUGUUUAACCUUAAUAGACUAUGAAUACAGUUUAAUUUGAUUAUGAGAGUAAUAGGACUAGAAAAGUUUCAUUUAUUCCAUAUGGAAGUAAUAGAGUUGGUGAAUCUACUCCGCCAAAAUUAAGUACAAUUUUUGAAGAAUAACCAAGUUCAAAAAAAUAAGAACCUCAAUAAAAUAAGAUUCCUUAAGCUUAAUAAACUUAAAUUCAAUAAUCAACUUAGAAACAACCAACAAAUCAAACUUAAGUUAUUCAAACACCAUAACAAUAACCAUUUAAAACACCUAAGGCUGUUCAAAUUGAAGAAAAUAGCGGAAAAUAAUCUUAUAGAAAAAAUGUUAAGCCCAUUGAAAUAGAUAUUGCAAAAGAGCUCCUAUAGUUAACUUAAUUGGCUGAAAUGAAUGAUGCCACUUUAAAAAGAGUUACAACUAGAGAAGAAUAAGAAAUAUUAAUUAUUUAAGAUUUAUUAGCUUCAAAGAUAAGUAAACUUUAAUAGAAAUUAAUUACAUUAAAUGAAAUUGAAUAGAAGUAACUUGAUUCAAGAAUGAAUAAUAACUCUAAACUCAAUUAAUUAGAAGAUAAAGAAAAUUUUACAGAAAAUUAAUUAGAUGAAAUUAUUAAAUAAGAAUAAAAAGGAUCUUCUUAAUAGAUUAGAGCCACUUUAAUUUAAUGUCUUGGCUAUAGAGUUAGUAAUAUCUAUUAUGAUAAAAAAUAAUAUUAAAUUACAUUCACAUAUAAAUAAGCAAAUGUUUAAUAUACAUUUUAAAAUUAAAAAUAGAUUGAUGGAAAUCUAGAAAUUUUAGAUAUUUUUAAUGAAUUCUAUAAAGAAUUGCAAGAAAAUAGAUUAGUGUUAUCAGGUUUAAAAGUUGAUUAUAAAUAAAAAUCAGAUAUAAACAAAGGAGAAAUUCUUUAAUUAUCAUUAAAGCAUUAAUUUUAAAAUUCUAACAAGAUGGCAAAUGAAAUCAUUUUUUCUGCUAUUCAUUAAAUGCCAAUAUUGCUAUCAAAAGUAGAUGAAUUGGAGUAAUAAUUAUUAUUUAAUAAUAAAAUUUGGGGUACUUUAUGGAGACUCGACCCAGAAAAAGGAUCAAUUUUAAUUUUGAUUAGCCAUAGAAGUCGAUUGGAUGACAAAAAUUUAUAAUCUAAUUCAAAAAAGAGAGUCCUAAGAUUUGAAAUAAAUUUAAGAACUUUCGAAAUUCAAUAUUAAUUUUACAAAUAUUUUGAUGAGUUAAUAUCUCCUUUCAUUUAAAAAGAUUCUAAAAGAAAGAGAAGUGCUUAAGAUAUUUCAUUUGGUGAGAGAACAGAGGCUAUGGUGAGUGAUGAACAUACAGAUUCUAUAUAAGAUUUUUUAUCUAGAAAACCCAAUUUAUAAGAACUUGUGGAGUGGUUGAAUAUUAUAUAACUCAAAUGA